CUUUAUGUGUGACAAAUCGCGACAUAAACCGCAAAACCUCGUGUUCGGUGUUUACGCUUUUUUCAUGCACGGAAAGGGUCCGACAGUACGGUCAAAAUGCUGUACCUAGUUGGGUUGGGACUGGGAGACGUGCGUGACAUCACACUGAAAGGGUUGGAUGUCGUUAAGAAUGCCAGUAAAGUCUUCCUCGAAGCGUAUACAUCCGUACUAACCGUUGGUCAAGAAGAAUUGGAAGCAUUCUACGGGAAGGAGCUCGUGGUAGCUGAUCGCGAAAUGGUAGAGCAAGGUUGUGAAACGAUCUUGGAAGACGCAAAGGACAAAGAUGUAGCAUUUCUUGUUGUGGGAGACCCACUGGGUGCCACCACGCACACCGAUCUGAUCCUUCGUGCCCGCGAGCUGGGGAUACAAACACAGGUUAUACACAAUGCUUCUAUCAUGACUGCUGUGGGAUGCUGUGGAUUACAGCUGUAUAACUUUGGUGAGACGGUAUCCAUCGUAAUGUGGACGGAGUCAUGGCAACCCUGCAGCUAUUAUGACAGAAUAGCAGCAAACCGAAGAAGGGGUCUUCACACACUUUGUUUAUUGGACAUCAAGAUGAAAGAGAAAUCAGUGGAAAACCUCAUAAAGGGCAGAAACAUAUAUGAACCACCACGAUUUAUGAUGGUGUCUGAGGCAGCAGAACAGCUGUUAGCUGUACAUGACAUGAGACUUGCAGAGGGUAUUUUGGAAACCGAAUUUGCUUACAACAAGGAUACUCCAUGCAUAGGUCUUGCACGUGUCGGCACAGCAACCCAAGAAAUUGUGUGUCGUCCGCUGGCAAAGCUUGCCCAUUGCGACCUUGGUGGCCCAUUGCAUUCAUUGAUUAUACCUGGAGACUUGCAUCCUCUGGAGGUCGAAAUGCUAAAGUUUUAUGCUGACAGUCCGGAAACCAUAGAAAUAUUGAAAGAAGGAGUGAAACAACACUAACACAGAAUCAGUAUGAAUUUUGACACAUGUACAUAAAUAAAGUUUAUUUGAACCACA
Ornithodoros turicata is the source of this 1023-nucleotide messenger RNA. It is a transcript of the gene Dph5, whose product is annotated as diphthine methyl ester synthase-like. NCBI's taxonomy places the organism in Eukaryota, Metazoa, Arthropoda, Arachnida, Ixodida, Argasidae. The coding region runs from base 97 to 966 and encodes 289 amino acids. The record is from RefSeq and is a predicted model, not a curated record. Gene Ontology annotation, molecular function: diphthine synthase activity. The transcript has 8 exons. Gene Ontology annotation, biological process: protein histidyl modification to diphthamide.